Molecule: messenger RNA, 408 nt
Organism: Zea mays
Lineage: Eukaryota; Viridiplantae; Streptophyta; Magnoliopsida; Poales; Poaceae
Product: RNA-binding KH domain-containing protein RCF3-like
Exons: 5
Coding region: 1-408 (135 amino acids)
Molecular function (GO): RNA binding
Source: RefSeq, a predicted model, not a curated record
AUGGAGGAGGGAUGCGAUGUGAUGAGUGAGAAUGGUGAUAAGUCUAUCAGAAUCCUAUGUGCUUCUGAGCUCAUUGGUUCAGUUAUUGGGAAAAGUGGGGCUAAUGUUAGGCGGGUAGAGCAGCAGACUGGUGCUCGCAUUAAAGUUCAAGAGAUUGACAAAGAUGCUUCUGGAGAAAGGCUGAUCAUUGUUUCAUCUAACGAGAUACCAACUGAACCAAUAUCCCCAACAAUUGAGGCACUCAUUUUGCUCCAUGAUAAAGUGAUUACUGAAAUGAGAAGACGAACUGGGGCUGAAAUUCGAGUUUACUCGAAGGCAGAUAAACCAAAAUACUUGUUGCAGGGCCUCCAGCUAUUGCAAGAGGAGCCCUCACAGAGAUUGCUUCAAGGCUUAGAACUAGGACUUUGA